GCUAUGCUACCUGACCUGACUGGAGGCAGUCUCGAGAUGCGAAAACCAAACAUCGCGAGAAAUCCCCAUCCAAGCCUGUGCUGUCGGCGUAAACUCUCGUGAGAUUUCCUCUCUGUCUCUCCGUGUCCAAAAUCGGCUGGUAUCAGCUCGCAAGACUCUAGAUUCUUUUUCUCAGCUAAAUAACCUUGUUUCUCAAGGCUUUCAGUUGUUGUUUUUUUACCUCAGUGGAUUGUUCCACACCAAGGACUCACAGCUUUCUGGAUUGUGAUUGGCUAGACGAAGCAAAACAUUGAAUCAUGGGGAAUAUUUUUGGCAAUCUGCUGAAGAGUCUGAUAGGGAAGAAAGAGAUGAGAAUUCUGAUGGUUGGAUUAGAUGCUGCUGGUAAAACCACCAUCCUUUACAAACUGAAGCUGGGAGAGAUCGUGACCACCAUCCCAACCAUUGGCUUUAACGUGGAGACAGUGGAGUACAAGAACAUCAGCUUCACUGUGUGGGAUGUGGGUGGCCAGGAUAAAAUCAGACCUCUCUGGAGACACUACUUUCAAAAUACACAGGGUCUUAUCUUUGUGGUUGACAGCAACGAUCGGGAGAGAGUUAACGAGGCGCGGGAGGAGUUAAUGAGGAUGCUAGCAGAAGACGAACUGCGUGAUGCUGUCCUUCUUGUCUUUGCAAACAAACAGGAUCUGCCAAACGCCAUGAAUGCAGCUGAGAUCACAGACAAACUCGGCCUCCAUUCGCUCCGCCAUCGCAACUGGUAUAUACAAGCGACCUGUGCGACCAGCGGCGACGGUCUGUACGAAGGGCUUGACUGGCUCGCCAAUCAGCUUAAGAAUAAGAAGUGAGGGGCGGGGAUUUUCAUUACGUGGCCGUCUCUCGAUUUGGGAAAGGGGUGGGACUAAUUUGGCCUUUGGAAUCAUUAUGUUUGGUUUCUUUUUGUUUAAUUUUUGUUAUUUUUUUGGUUGUAUUCUGGAAAAACACAGUAUGUGGUUUAUGGAGCCUUCUACGCUCUGUGUAAAUCAUUUGUAGGUUUGUACGCACAUUCACACGCAGAUCAAUAUUUCCUCUGUUGACUUUUCCAUUUCAGUGUAUGAAAAGUGUCGGUUUAUAUAUAUAUAUAUCAACAUUUAGUCAAUUUUAUCAUCUUUCCCUCACUCACUCGCUCACAUGUUUACAAUCAGUGAUCAGUGUUGUCCUUGACUGCCAUGAAAAAGAUUGUUGGGUCUAAGUGUGCUCAUGCAUUAUGUAAUAUGCUUAUGUAUUUCCUCUUAUUGUCGAAUUGCUCAGUAGAUGCGAUUAUGAUGCAGUUUGCCUCCUCACACACACAAUAUCAACAGUCUGCGAUCAUGGCCGUUUGUGAUUGCAUUAGAUACCCUGCUGUGUUUUGCAUGGCUCUUUCUCUCGGUGUGGUGUUAAGCGUUGUGGUGUAGUAGAGGUUAGAUCUGCAUGUGUGUGUUUAGUCACACGAAGAUGGUUGGUGUUGCAUGCUGCUUUGUGGCUGUGCUGUACAACAAAUGUCGCUUAUCACACAUCCCUCGCCUAAAUUGUGAGUCAAACGUGGUGAUGUUGGGUUGUCCACCAUAAUUCACAUUGAAGCGAAGCUGUAAAUAAAGCUUUUUCAAUCAAAUGCCCUUUUGUUGUAGAUUUGACUUGGCAAGUUGUUGCAUGGAUAUUGUUUUGUAUGAAUCACUAGCAUUGUCUGCAUGAUAUGCAUGCUGUGCUGUUAGUCCAAUAGAUAGAUAGAUAGAUAGAUAGAUAGAUAGAUAGAUAGAUAGAUAGAUAGAUUAGAUAGAUAGAUAGAUAGAUAGAUAGAUAGAUAGAUAGAUAGAUAGAUAGAUAGAUCGUGAAAUGCUGUUUAACACAGUCCUUUAUUAGUUGCUAUACUAAUUUGCCACCCUGACAUGAUUAGUAGAUUGUUAUGACACUAAACUGUUGCCUAUUUUUUGCUUUUGCUUUCAUAUUAGUGAACAGCAUAAAACAGCACACACACACAUGCAUUAAACCUCGGUAUGUCAGCGGUCUGCGGCAAACUGCGUAAUAACUGCAUAAUCUGCUUAUGUGUUUAUUUGCAUGUUUCAUGCUCAUAAUAUGUUUUGUGGGUUCAGACUAACAUAUCGCCCCCAACGAAUGUGAAUUUGUUGAAUCAGUGCAUACAUUUGGGCUUUAUACAUGGUGUUUUGGAUUAUUAUAGUUCAGAAAUGAGAAAAAUAUAUAGAUAUGUAUAUUUAAAGUAGGUUGUCUUUUUGUGUUUAACACUUUAUAUUCUAUAACAUAAUCUAUAUCUGUUUCAGACUACAAGGACAAAUGACAAAUCAAAUGCUAACCUAUUUAACCAUGUGAGCUAGUGUAAAUACAACAAAACUCUUAUACUGCAUUGCGUAUGUGUUGGUAAUCCAUCCAUCACACAGAAAUCUAACACUAACACAGUCUGUUUGUAAUUGUAUGUGUUCCUAGCAUUGUUUGCUAGUUUGCAUUUUUGGCAUUUUCCACUUAAUACCCAGCACCUUUACACUAAAACUCAUUGAUAUGACUCUUACGACUGUAUGAACAUUAUAAAAGGCAAGUCUUUUCAACCUAGGACAUUAUUCGAAUGGAGUCUUGUUUUAUUUUGAGCGCUGUAGCAUGUGGGUGAUGCAGGAACGGGAGAGUUACCAAAACAACUGUGCUAUUUAGCAAGACACUUAACCUCAAAUGAUCCAGUUUGGCUAUGGAACAUAAGCUUAGUUAGCUUAACACACUCUACAGUAAUAUUUCAGCAUAUAAUGCAAACAGUGAUAUGUCUGCAAGGCCAUUUCAACACAAGUCUGCAGUGUGAAUCGUCCAGUCUGUUAGGUUUUGUGGCCUUAUCUUCUUACAAAAGUGUGUUUUCACAAGGUUAUUUAUUAACUAAGUUAUUGGGUUGAUUGUUUUGUUUUAGUCGAUCUGGGAACAAAAGGGGAUUAAAAAUUUAAAAGCAUUUAUUCUUUGCAUCAAAUAGUUUGUGUGCUUAUUGAGUAACUAGGGUUGACUUUUUAGGAUGGUUUAAAGUUUGAUUUGAUCUUCUUCGAUAUUAUAUAUUAUUUAUGUAUUUAUUUUGGUGAGUGUUUUGGUGAAUGUGUUUUUACUUCUGUGUGCUUAUGCAUUUUCUUUGUUGAUUUUUUUACUGUGUUGGGUAAAUCAUUUGAAUGGCUUAUUCAGUGUCAGUGAACAUAAUCAAUGAAGGGGAAAACAGUUUCUCACUGAAUAAUUAAUCAAUGAAUAAAUAGAAUUUAGAAAUCAUGGAUGAAAUGUGUAAUUAUCUGUUACAGUAGAUUAAGAAAGAUUAUUGUUGAUUAUUAUGAUGUAGACACCAAAAUCUUUCUCUCCCUCCGAUUGCUGACUGUAACACUACACUCAAAUAAAAACAUGAAAAUUA
Messenger RNA from Cyprinus carpio (common carp), 3391 nucleotides. Its product is annotated as ADP-ribosylation factor 3b. The record is from RefSeq and is a predicted model, not a curated record. Gene Ontology annotation, cellular component: plasma membrane; cytoplasm. Lineage: Eukaryota; Metazoa; Chordata; Actinopteri; Cypriniformes; Cyprinidae. Gene Ontology annotation, biological process: intracellular protein transport; vesicle-mediated transport. Gene Ontology annotation, molecular function: GTP binding; GTPase activity.